AUGCGCCUAACAGCUAUCGUUCCGUGCCUCUGCGCCCUGGCGGCGAUGGUGCCGUGCUUCCUCUGCAUGUUCGCCGGUAACAAACCCGGCUUCAUGGAGGACUACCACAUGGUUACACUCAACACCUCCCGCAUAGGCCAUAACUUCCUCGUGAACUCCACCCUCGUCCCCGCAGGCGACAACAUCCUCACCGACGUCUUCCGAAACGCCUCCUCCUCCAUCACCUCUUCCAUAAACUCCGCCCUCGACUCCCUCGCCGCAGAGCUCGGCCUCUCAGACUUCUACUCCGUCCACCUCCUCAACUAUUGCAGCGGCACCUACACCACCUCCGCCCUCGCCAGCACCACCGCCCCCCGCUCCACCAUCACCAAAAACGUAACAUCCUGCUCCCGCCCCCGCGCCCUGUUCCACUUCGACCCCACCGCCGCCCUAACACGCAGCCUCAACACCACCACCAGCGGCAGCACCAACAUCACCCUCUCCACCCUCCACUGGCCCACCGAACUCUCCACCGGCAUAACCGCCCUGCGCAUCGCACACCAUACAGCCUUCACGCUUUACAUCCUCGCCAUCGUCCUCGCCUUCCUGAGUUUCCUGUCCUCGUUCUUCGCGCUCUUCUCCGCAGGCCGCCUCUCCGCGGCGCUGAGCCUGCUGUUCGCGGUGCUGGCGCUCGGGGCGCUGGUGCUGGCGAGCGCGGUCGUCACGGCUGUGGUUGUCAGGGCGGCGGAUGUGGUGAGUAUGUAUGGGUAUCGGGUGAGUGUGGAGGCGAAGAGGGGAGGGAGGUUUUUGGCGUUGACGUGGGCGGGGUCGGGGGUGGGGCUUUUAGGGGUGCUGUGGUGGUGUGGGGAGUUUGUUGUUGGGAGGAGGGGGAAGAGGACGGGAAGGGGGGUGGUGGCUGAUGAGGGUGUUGCGCAGCCGGCUAGUCAGUGA
This is a messenger RNA of Coniosporium apollinis CBS 100218, 930 nucleotides long. RefSeq lists its product as uncharacterized. Bases 1 to 930 code for a protein of 309 amino acids. Lineage: Eukaryota; Fungi; Ascomycota; Dothideomycetes. Gene Ontology annotation, cellular component: cell cortex of cell tip; plasma membrane. Gene Ontology annotation, biological process: fungal-type cell wall organization. The transcript has 2 exons. The record is from RefSeq and is a predicted model, not a curated record.